AUGAAGGGCUUCUGUCUGCGGUCCAAGUCUGAGAGUAAAGUCUGUAUCAAGAACCACAUUAUCAAGAUUCAAACUCAGUUCGGCACGAAAAUCAAGUUUGUUUGGCACGAUGGAGCGCAUGAGUUUGCGACCAACUCGAUCAAGACCUUCAAUGAAGAUCAUGGUAUCGAACAACAGAUCACGGUGCCGUAUGCACACCAGACCAACGGCACCGCAGAACGCGCGAUAAGGACCAUCGUCACGAUCGGACGCAGCUUGUUGCAUCAUGCAAAGCUGGAGAAGUGUUUCUGGGCUGAAGCGGCAAUGACGGCGAUCUACAUCAAGAACCGCCUGCCUUCACCCAAGAUCGACCACAAGACUCCGUUCGAGAUCGUGUACAAGUCGAAACUAAGUGUCAAGCACAUGCGCGUGUUUGGAUGUCGGGCGUUUAUCCUGGCACCAAGGGAGAAGCGAUUGAAGUGGGACCCGAAGGCUCGUGAAGGGAUGUUCAUGGGCUACGAAGAAGCGUCAAAAGCUUAUCGAGUGUACGACAUUGAGGCGGGCCAAGUGGUGAUCAGUCGUGACAUCAUCUUCGACGAAUCGACUUUUGACUUUUCGAUGGACCGACCAAGUGACGAUGAUGAAGAUGCGGAGUUGGACCUCGACCUCCUGGCGAUCAACGAGGACGACGUACGUCAAACCGUCUACAAGCAGGCUGGCAAGCGCAAGAGUGAAGCAAGACCCGGCAUGUUACGUUCAGCUCGCCCUCGAACUGGGUUGGAACAAGCAAGUGCGCCGGAACACGUCUCCAACCGUCACCAGAAACGACGAUCAAGUGCUCCAGAAACGAUGUCUGAUGACGAAGAAGAUGCAAGCGUCUACAAUCAAGAUGACGACUCGACGCCUCCAACAUUUUGGCGUGCAAGUGCAAACGCAGUGGAAGCAACGGACCUAGCAGAACCUGUGACUUUUCAAGAAGCGAUCAAUGUUUUCCGUGCGGCAAAACUACCAAGAGGCCAAGGCGCGAUCGGCACCAAGUGGGGGUUCAAGAUCAAGCGCAAAGCGGAUGGAUCGGUCGAGAAAUACAAGGCGCGUCUCGUUGCCAAUGGCUUCAAGCAGAAGUACGGCAUCGACUACACAGAGACGUUCUCGCCCGUGGUCAAGUACGUGACACUGCGCAUGGUGAUCGCGAUCACCAAGUAUUUCGACUGGCUACUGUUGACGGUCAUCGGUUUCCUACCAGUAUUGGUAACCGUGACCGGUCCAAUCCGAACCGCCUGUUCAGCUUAG
Molecule: messenger RNA, 1269 nt
Organism: Peronospora matthiolae
Lineage: Eukaryota; Oomycota; Peronosporomycetes; Peronosporales; Peronosporaceae
Source: the annotation of a GenBank genome assembly